AUGGCGGCUGCAGUCAGGCAUUGUCCCUCUCGUUCUCAUAAUUGUAUUACUAGAGGUGACGGCGGACCUGGCGUGUCCUGCCGAAAACAGUUGAAACAAGUGGAUACUUUACAAGAUAUUUCUGCAAAAAUUGUCGCCGAGAAUAUCCCGUUUCAACGGAUAGAACAGCAGUAUGACCGGAUACCGGAGCCCGUCCAAAGCAAGAUUGUGUUCUGGUCGUUUCCUAGGAAUGAACGGGACAUUUACAUGUACUCGUCCUACGCAAACUGUUACAAAGAACAUGCAGAAAAUCAAAAGCUUCCUUUCCACCAGGGUGUUCGCCUCUUGGAUAACAAUGCUGUAGCAAAUGUUCUUCAGAUAGGAUUUCACCUCAGUGGGACAGUCACAGAACCUAGCAACCCGCUCCUGUCACAGCAAGAGAAAGUUUACAAGGUGUCCAUUAGUUUUGAUAGAUGCAAGAUUACCUCAGUGCAAUGUGGCUGCAGCAACAAGGACAUCUUCUGGUGCCAGCAUGUGGUUGCUCUCUCCUUGUACAGAAUCCGCAAAGCCAAAAUUGUCCAGCUGCGGGUGCCCAUUUCAGAAACUCUACUGCAGAUGUCCAGGGAACAGCUGCAGAAGUUUGCCCAGUACCUCAUCACAGAGCAUCACUCCGAUGUCUUGCCCACGGCCCAGAAAAUAGCUGACCAGAUUCUCCAGGCGGAGUCGGAGAUCAACAUGCUUCCAGGUGCACCAGAUCCCACAGCUGGUGCUUCCGUUGACGAUGACAACUCCUGGCACCUGGACGAAGAUCAGGUCAGGGAACAGGUGCGCACGUUCCUCUCACAGGGAGGCUACACAGGGUCAUCUACUCCGCUGCACUCCAUGUUUGCAAAGGUGCGUGAGAUGUUGAGAGCCAAAGAUUCCAAUGGUGCUCGCAUGCUGACAUUAAUGACUGAACAGUUCCUGGCAGACCCGCGGCUUUCCUUGUGGCGAACUCAGGGCACACCACUCACCGACAAGUGCAAUCAGUUCUGGGACGAAUUAGGCGCACUGUGGGUGUGUGUAGUGCUAAACCCUCACAGCACAAGCCAGGACCGAGCUCUGUGGCAGAAACUUCUCAAGCAGUGGGUUGUCUCCCCUGUGUGUCCACUUGAGGACGGUGAGGGUAAUUUACUCAGUGACAUCGGUACCAGGGGAAGUUUCCGACUCAGAGUUUUCUCUAGCUCUUCUGUCCAAAACAACCAAAGAACAGUGCUGCACAAUGCUUUAGAAGCCAGUGACCUGACCUGGAAUGACACCCACUUGCAGAAUAUCCUGGCCUCUGACAUGUACUGGAGUGCUAACGAGAUGGGAAGUGAUAACUUUGACAGUCGCGGUCUUCCACUUUGGAGAGAAUACAUCCCAACUGCUUGUGCAAGAGUGGAUGCCCUUAGGUCACAUGGUUACGCCAAAGAAGCUUUGCGAUUGGCUGUGGCAAUAGUCAGGACAAUGAAAGUGAACCUGGUGGCCAACAGCGACAGCUGGAAUAACAUUCAAGGAACAAAGAACGCAGGCACUUGCACCUGUUCUGUCCAUGUUUGUGGGAGACACCACACACCUUACAAUGCCGUGGGCUGGAUCGGACACCCGCUGGACCCCAUUGGGGUGCUGUUUGACACGCUGUGUGAGGCCUGCCUGGUGUCAGAUGACAUUCCUCAAGAGUUGUACAGUCGUCACCUCAGCAAUGAGAACAGCAAUGAGAGCAGGCGCCGGUACCAGCAUGUUAGUAUACCAGGUGCUGCGGAACAUGAACAAACCUACCUCACUCUAGCCUAUGAAGUGGCUUUAAUAGGCUUGGGCCAGCAGCGUAUAAUGCCAACUGGCAUUCACUGCCAGGAGAAAGCUUGCAAGCAAGAAGAAAGACUCCUGGCCAAGUUAAACACCAUUGAGCUGGACUCCACCUUGCUACGGGUCUUACAGGCGGAGACGGUUCUGCUUCUAGAGGGUGGAUCCUGGAGUGGUCUGGGUGUGGGAAUCCAUCCGGAGAGCUACCCCAUGCAUAUGUUUGCUCACUUCCUCUUCCUCAAGCUGGUGACCAGAGAUGAAGAUCUAGCAUUCCAAGUGGGCCUGCGAGCAAUGAGACUUCCGAUCUUGGAAAAUCUGGAUGAUGCUAAUAUGGAGGACAGUGUGAACAAUGCAAACAUGCUGACCCGCUUUCCUCGCUGGUUCAUCUUGUCACAUGUGGAAUCACAACAGUGUCUCCUGGCUUCCAUCCUUCUAGAAGCUGCCAAAAAUAAUAUCCAACGUUUGCAGUCAGUACUGGACUGUGCACAGCGACACAUUCACAGCUCCUCACAGCUGUUUCGUCUGGCUCAGGACACUUUUAAGAUUGCCUCACCUCCAGAUGGACCCAAGUAUCUUCCUGCACUUAAAGCUGCUUUCGAACUCGGCCUACAGGUGAUGAGAAUGACACUGAUGACGUUGAACUGGCGGCGGAGAGAGAUGGUCAGAUGGAUUGUCACCUGCGCUACGGAAGUUGGUGUUGAUGCUCUGCUGGCUCUGAUGCAGUCAUGGUAUCAAUAUUUUGCCCCAGUGGAAGCCUCCAGUGCAGUUGCAAUGACAGUGAUGUCCCCUGCUACAAUGAUGCAGUUGAACGCUACCUACGCCCAGCAGGAGGAACUGGCACAGUCUGCGCGAACCCUGGCGCUGCAGUGUGCCAAACGAGACCCACAGAAUUGCGCACUGUGUGCAUUGAAUCUGUGUGAAAAAGACAGCAUGGCUUUUGAAACUGCAUACCAGAUAGUGUUGGAAGCUUCCAACCACAUCAUGAACUCCAGCCAGCUGUUUACCAUCGCUCGCUACAUGAAACACCGAGGCCACCCAUCUCAAGCUUUCCGCUUGGCACUGCUGGCAAUGAAAGGUCUCAGUGUGGCCUACAACCAGGACUCGCACCCCUUGAUAUCUGAUAUUCACUGGGCAUGUGCGUUAGCUCAUUCUCUCGGCCGGACUGAGCUUGCCAGCUUGGUUCCCAUCUUGGUGAAAAAUAUUCAGUGUGCUACAGUUUUAGCAGACAUUCUCAGAAGAUGCACCAUCAGUGCGCCAGGAAUGGGUUGCCUGGACGGCAAACGUAGAACUUUAAAACUGCUGAGCUAUGACAAAGUUCCGCUGAAGCAACUUAUGGACCAAACAAUACUGGCCUACGUUCAUACGGCUCACUCCAGGCUUUCUCAUAUCAGUCCCCGGCAUUACGCAGACUUCAUAGAUUUCCUCACUAAGGCCAGAGAAACCUUCCUCCUGGCGCAUGACGGCCACAUACAGUUUUCCCAGCUUAUUGAGAAUAUGAAACUGGCAUACAAGGGAAAGAAAAAACUGAUGUUUUUGAUUCAUGAAAGAUUUGGCUUAUAA
Messenger RNA from Candidula unifasciata, 3363 nucleotides. Lineage: Eukaryota; Metazoa; Mollusca; Gastropoda; Stylommatophora; Geomitridae. The record is from the annotation of a GenBank genome assembly.